Molecule: messenger RNA, 1104 nt
Organism: Lathyrus sativus (Indian pea)
Lineage: Eukaryota; Viridiplantae; Streptophyta; Magnoliopsida; Fabales; Fabaceae
Source: the annotation of a GenBank genome assembly
AUGGAUAAUCAAAAUGGCAGAACUAACCCUCUAUGUUUUGUCUUCAUCUUCUUGUUUUUGUCCGGUGUCCCCUUCGCCGGAGCACAACCAGUCAACGGUAACUCAAACGAUAACAACUAUUACAACCGCGUAAGCCCCUCCAUGGCGAUAAUUAUAGUGAUACUCAUAGCUGCUCUUUUUCUGAUGGGAUUCUUCUCAAUCUACAUCCGUCAAUGCGCUGAUUCACCUUCAAACAGCAUCCGCAACAUAGCUGGAGUUACAGGACGAUCACGACGCGCGGCGCGUGGGCUCGAUGCUUCGGUGAUUGAAACAUUUCCGAUCUUUGAAUACUCGUUCGUGAAGAUUCAUAAAAUUGGAAAAGCUACUUUAGAAUGUGCUGUUUGUUUGAACGAGUUUGAAGAAACUGAAACGCUGCGUUUGAUUCCGAAGUGUGAUCAUGUUUUUCACCCUGAGUGUAUUGACGAGUGGCUCGGCUCACAUACGACUUGUCCGGUUUGCAGAGCCAACUUGGUUCCUCAACCGGGUGAAUCGGUUCAUGGAAUCCCGGUGUUGAAUACCGAACAACAAGAUAUCGAGGCUCAAAACGAUGCUGUUGAGUCUCUUCCUGAACAGGAUGGUUCUGUUAAAGAGUCAACUGAACCGGAAGUGUUGAGCGUGAACGAGACGCUGAACCGGAACCGUACGAGAGGCUCCCGGUCUGGUAGGCCUCGUUGGUUUCCGCGGUCUCAUUCGACCGGUCAUUCGUUGGUUCAACCGGGUGAGAAUACCGAACGGUUUACUUUGAGGCUGCCUCUAGAAAUGAGGAAACAGAUAUUACAGAACCCAGAAUUGCAUCGGGCUAGAAGCUUAGUUGCGUUGCCAAGAGAAACUAGUUCACGGAGGGGAUAUCGAACCGGUGGUGGCGAGGGGAGUAGCAGAGGGAAGUCUGUAAGGUGGUUGGACCGGGGUUUCAAAUCAGACCGGUGGGUUUUCACCAUGGCGCCUCCUUUUCUUGUAAGAGCGUCGUCUAUUAGGUCACCGAGGGUGGCUAAUAGUGCUGGGGAAGGUACUUCCGCUUCAGCAGCUACGGCGGCGGCUGUUGACUCGCCGCGCCCUCCGGUUUGA